AUGCUAACCGGUAGAGCACGAAUAGCCGCAAGGCGCAUCGCGUCCCCCUCCUCCAUCGCACGGCCACUUCCCCUUCGCACUUCGCCGCCAUUAUGCCUCAACACAUCGGUGGCCUUGCCGCCCCAGCAACACAGGAUCCUGAGGCCGCUGGUGUCUUGCCGGGGGUAUGCGAACGGGGGUCGGCCGCAUCCUCCUGGUGGCACGCAUCGCAUGAACCUUGGUGGUGAGCCGGAGAAGCCUGCGUUGGAGCAGUACGGAAUAGACCUCACACAGCGCGCGCGCGAUGGCAAGUUAGAUCCCGUUAUAGGGCGAGAUGGCGAGAUACAGCGCACAAUCCAGAUUUUAUCGCGACGAACCAAGAACAACCCCGUCUUGAUCGGAAAGGCUGGAACAGGAAAGACAGCCAUUCUCGAAGGUCUAGCCCAGCGCAUUGUUAAGGGGGAUGUGCCUGAAUCGAUACAAGAGAAACGCGUCAUCUCCCUUGAUCUCGGCUCUCUCAUCGCUGGUGCAAAAUUCCGAGGCGAUUUCGAAGAGCGAUUGAAGAGUGUGUUGAAGGAGGUCGAGGAGGCCAACAAGGGCGUCAUUCUGUUCGUGGACGAAUUACACACCCUGUUGGGCUUGGGCAAGGCAGAGGGUAGUAUCGAUGCCAGCAAUCUCUUGAAGCCUGCGCUUAGCCGCGGAGAGCUGCAGCUUUGCGGAGCAACCACCCUUAAUGAAUACCGCCAGAUCGAAAAGGACGCAGCGCUGGCAAGACGAUUCCAGCCUAUCAUUGUUGGCGAACCCACGGUUCAAGACACAAUCUCCAUACUUCGUGGCAUCAAGGAGCGAUACGAGGUCCAUCACGGUGUGCGCAUCACCGACAACGCUUUGGUCGCCGCCGCUUCCUACAGCAAUCGGUACAUCACCGACCGUUUCCUGCCUGACAAAGCAAUUGACCUGGUAGACGAGGCUGCUAGUGCGCUACGUCUGCAGCAAGAGAGCAAGCCAGAUGCAAUCCAGGAGCUGGAUCGCCAGAUCAUGACUAUUCAGAUCGAGCUAGAGUCACUCCGCAAGGAGACCGACAUCGCUAGCAAGGAGCGACGGGAGCGCCUUGAGGAGACGCUCAAACAAAAGCGAGAAGAAGUAAAGGUGCUGACUGAGAAGUGGGAGAAGGAGCGAGCAGAGCUCGAAGCUAUCAAGAACGCACAAGAGAAUCUCGAGCGUGCAAAGCUUGAACUCGAACAAGCCCGCCGCGAAGGAAACUUUGCCAAAGCUGGUGAACUGCAAUACAGCAGGAUCCCAGAGCUGGAACAAAAACUUCCCAGAGACGAGGAAGUGACUGCAGGAGCCAGCCGCCAGGGCUCCUUGUUACACGAUUCCGUUACGGCGGACGACAUUGCAUCUGUUGUCUCCCGGACAACUGGCAUUCCACUAUCCAAGCUCAAUUCCGGAGAAAGCGAGAAGCUCAUACACAUGGAGGACACCUUGCGCCAAUACGUCAAGGGCCAGGACGAGGCCUUGACAUCUGUUGCAAAUGCGAUCCGUCUUCAGAGAGCUGGACUGUCUGGCGAGAACAGGCCUAUUGCAUCCUUUAUGAUGCUGGGACCAACGGGUGUAGGAAAGACCGAGGUUUGCAAGAGACUCGCAGAAUAUCUGUUCAGCACACCGCAAGCUGUAAUUCGUUUCGACAUGAGCGAAUUCAGUGAGAAGCACACUGUGUCGCGUCUUAUUGGGUCUCCUGCCGGCUAUGUUGGGUACGAGGAUGCUGGCCAGCUUACUGAAGCUGUGCGACGAAAGCCAUACGCCGUUCUCCUCUUCGAUGAGUGGGAGAAGGCCCACAAGGAUAUAUCGACCUUGCUCCUCCAAGUCCUCGAUGAGGGUUUCCUGACGGAUGCACAGGGCCACAAGGUGGACUUCCGCAACACCAUCAUUGUCAUGACAUCUAACCUUGGGGCUGACAUCAUUGUUGGUGACGAUGCCAUUCACUCCGUCAACAAGGACUCAAGCGAGAUCUCGCCCGCAGUGCGCAGCGCCGUCAUGGAUGUUGUUGCUGCUACAUACCCACCUGAGUUCCUUAACCGCCUCGAUGAAUUCAUCAUUUUCCGCCGUCUAUCUCGAGAAGCGCUUAGAGACAUUGUCGAUAUACGUCUGAAAGAGCUUCAGCAGCGACUAGAUGACCGUAGGAUUGUUCUCGAGUGCCCGGACGAGGCCAAACAAUGGCUAUGCGACCGAGGAUACGAUCCAAAGUUUGGUGCACGACCCUUGAACAGACUGAUUGCUAGAGAGAUUGGCAACAGUCUAGCAGACAAGUUGAUCCGUGGUGAGAUUCGCAGUGGUGACAAGGCCAUCGUCUCGAUCAAAGAAGGUGGUGCAGGCCUUGCGGUCUCUGCCGCGGCAUGA
Messenger RNA from Bipolaris zeicola 26-R-13, 2379 nucleotides. RefSeq lists its product as uncharacterized. The record is from RefSeq and is a predicted model, not a curated record. Gene Ontology annotation, molecular function: ATP hydrolysis activity; ATP binding. Bases 1 to 2379 code for a protein of 792 amino acids. Lineage: Eukaryota; Fungi; Ascomycota; Dothideomycetes; Pleosporales; Pleosporaceae. Gene Ontology annotation, biological process: cellular response to heat. Gene Ontology annotation, cellular component: cytoplasm; mitochondrial matrix. The transcript has a single exon.